UUCAAAAAAAACUAUUCACCUCCUCUACUCUCUAUUCCUCUAAUACUCUUCCAUGGAGACGAAGAAGCCAUAGCGUGGGGUCGGAGCUGGAGCAGCCAUGGGUCGACGGCAGAUUCUGGGAGAUUCUCGGAGGUACUCACGGAGUGGCGGUGGGUCCGUCAUUGCUCUCAGCAGCACGAAACUAAAAGCAAACCCAACAUUUCGCCAAUUCAAGGUUCCACAUUCAACUUCCGUCUUCCCUCCCACUCUCAAACAUCUUUUUCAAAAGCCGCCACUCACAUCCACCGCCGCCGCCGCGACUCCUCAGAAUGCAAAUCCCGUCAAAACCAAGAAAGCCCAAACCAUUUCCGCCCUCAUCAACACCACCCCCUGGUCCGCCCAGCUCGAAGCCCGCCUCUCGCCCCUUUCCCCUCUCUCCCAGACCACCUUCUUCCAAACCCUCCGCCGCAUCAAAACCCCAUCCAAAGCCCUCCAUUUCUUCAACUGGGCCCACCGCUCGGGCUUCCCCCACAACCCCCAUUCCUACUUCAUGAUGCUCGAAAUCCUCGGCCGGGCGCGCCACCUCAAUCCGGCCCGGAACUUCCUCCUAUCGAUACCCAGCAAGUCCGGCAACGCCGUCCCUCUCACUGACAAGCUCUUCAACAGCUUGAUUCGGAGUUACGCCGACGCUGGCCUUCUCCAGGAAUCGGUCAAGGUGUUUGUGGCCAUGAAGUCGAUGGCAAUUUCGCCCUCGACUGUCACAUUCAAUAGCUUGUUCUUGAUCCUGCUGAAAAGGGGGCGGGUUGGGAAGGUCUUCCAACUGUAUGAUGAAAUGCUCAAGACGUUUGGGGUGAAGCCCGAUUCGUACACCUUCAACGUCUUGAUUCGGGGCUUUUGCAAGAACUCUAUGGUUGAUGAAGCGUUUCGAUUUUUCAGGGAAAUGGAUACAUUUGCGUGUGAGCCGGAUUUGGUGACGUACAACACGAUAGUUGAUGGAUUGUGUAGGGCUGGGAAGGUUGAUAUUGCGCGUAAUGUGAUGAAUGGUAUGCAUAAAAAAUGUGAGAGUUUGAGGCCAAAUGUGGUUAGUUACACCACUUUGAUAAGAGGGUACUGUGGGAAGGGCGAGAUUGAGGAGGCAUUGGAUGUGUUGAAGGAGAUGGUUGGUAAAGGGAUUAAGCCGAACCACAUCACUUACAACACUAUCAUUAAAGGGCUUUGUGAGGCUCAGAGGUUGGAUAUGGUGAAAGAGGUUUUAGGGGAUGAGGAUGGGGUUAGAUUUGUUCCAGAUUCAUGUACUUUUAACACAUUUUUGAGUGCACAUUGUGAUAGGGAGAGUUUUGACGAAGCAUUCAAUGUUUUUGAGAAGAUGAAGGAGCUGAAGGUCGAGCAGGAUUCAGCUACCUAUAGCAUCCUCAUUCGCGCCUUGUGCAACAAGGGGAGUUUUGACAAGGCGGAGGAGUUACUUGAUGAGGUAUACGAGCAGGAGAUUUUGUUGCGAGAUAAGAGCAGCACACCUCUUACUGCAUCAUACAAUCCGGUGUUUAAGCAUUUGUGUGCAAACGGAAAGACUAAAAAAGCUGAGAGAGUGUUUAGGCAGCUCAUGAGAAGAGGGAAGCCGGAUCCUCUUGCUUUUGAAACAUUAAUCUUGGGCCAGUGUCGAGAGGGGGCAUUUGAGGAUGGACACAAGCUCCUAAUCUUGAUGCUUAGAAGGGACUUGGUGCCUAGUAUGAAGAUUUACGAGUCACUGAUUGAUGGUUUGUUGAGAGAAGGUGAGGUAACGCUUGCUCUCGACACUUUGGAGAGGAUGUUGAGAAGCUCUCAUCUCCCAAGGACGUCUGCGUUCCAUCGUAUUCUUAUGGAGCUCAAUGGAAAGGGAUGUGCUAGUGAAUCUGCAGACUUGAUGAUGCUGAUGUUGAACAAUGAGAUAAGACCGAAUAUCAAUCUAUCGACCAAUGCAGUUUGUUUGCUGUUCAAGACUAGGAUGAAGGAGCGGGCAUUUGAGCUUGUGAAGAGUGUGUAUGAAAGGGGCUUUGUUGUGAAUAUAGGAGAUGUGAUAUCCUUCCUCUGCAAGGAUAAGCAGUUUCUGGAAGCAUCAGAGCUACUGGGGUUUAGCCUGAAAAAUGAGCAGAACGUGGAUGUGGAGGUAUGUGUUGCAGUGGUGACUGGAGUUUGUGAAGCUGGACAGCUAACGGAGGCAUUUAGCCUUUACUAUGAAUUGCUUGAGAAAGGGAUUCAGCUACCUGUGAGUUGCCUUGAAGAGUUGAGAAAUGAGUUUGAAGCUCAAGGGAAGCUCAAGGAAGCUGAAUUUGUUGCAAAGAGAUUAUUGCAUGCUAGCAACACUCUGAAUCCAGAAUCUUAUAUUUAGGGCAUGAUUGGUAGCCUAUUUAGAGCAUGUUUAAUCACUGUUGAAGCCCAUAAGCUUGUGUUUGGUGGCUUGCAAGCAAACUAGAGGAUCCAGUAAAAAGGAAACGGGUUCACGAUAGUUGUGUCAACUAGCAUGAUUUCUUUGCUAGCUCAAUCCCACCGAGGACCAGGUAUAGUGAAGAGGCAGUUUCACAAUUCUCUGGCAAAUAUUAAUCGAUUCCAUAUUUGCCCUUGUUCUCCCACUUUGAAGAGCACCGGGCGACGGGAGUUUACUCCAAAUUAGGCGUUUAUCGGGCGCUGCCGUUCAGUUGAAUUGGAGCCAGGUGAGGUUCGUGUGAAUUGUGUGUAAAUUGUGUCUGUAGCAGUUUGGUAAUCCUCUUCACCACCCUCUCCAAUGUUGAGUGCUGGGCAAAAGAAGAGGAAGGAGAUGGAUGCAGUGGUAGUGAUGAUAGAGGAACUCAAAUUGAACCCUUCUAUCGACUGCUUUUGUAGCGGGACAACUACCGUUGUUUUGAUAAAGCAAGUCUCUUUCCCCUUUGUUACAUGCUAGUUACUAUCUUUUGAAGAAACUUUAUUAACUAAUGCCAUGAUUUUUUGGUUGGAAUUCGUUACAUUCAGCUUGUUAGCUAAGGUAUGGCCUGAAGUUUCCACAUUAUUCGUAUUCAAAUCUUUGUGAUUUUUGCUUAGCAGAUUGCAAUGAUUUGUUGUGUUAUCAAUCUAUUUACAUUUUACAGACAUGUAUUCGGCUUUGUCAUUUGCAACCUAGCUUUUGGGUACUUUGAAUUCUCUUCUAGAGAUUGAUAACUUCUUUUGUGGAUUUAUUGAGAUUAAUGUCAGUAGCAUAUAGUCGUUUUCUGCCUUGCAUUGUGGGAUUAUCUGAGUUUAAUGAUGGAUCUAAUGACUUGUGAACACGAUCAUCUGGAUCUUAUGAUUGGGAAUGUUGGUGACUCCAGAGCAGUACUUGCAACCGGGACAGGGACAAUGUUUUGGCAGCUUGAAACCUAAUCUUCCAAACGAUGGAUACGCCUAGGAAGUGGGAAGGAAUAGACUUCAAAAUCCACUCAACUAGAGGUAGAGGGAAUUGGGUAACCCUACCCUAAAUUAUUGGAGAUGGAUGUUUACAUUCAAGGUCAAUAUUGGAAAACAACCAUCAUUUUGCAGCCGUGUAUGCUUUGAACCAAACAAAUGAAAGCCCAAUUCCAUGGACUUUGUAUUUUCUACCAAACACUCACAUUCUCUUGUUUAUACUUUAUAC
Molecule: messenger RNA, 3598 nt
Organism: Salvia splendens (bonfire salvia)
Lineage: Eukaryota; Viridiplantae; Streptophyta; Magnoliopsida; Lamiales; Lamiaceae
Product: pentatricopeptide repeat-containing protein At1g02060, chloroplastic
Exons: 4
Coding region: 98-2344 (748 amino acids)
Molecular function (GO): protein binding
Source: RefSeq, a predicted model, not a curated record